Messenger RNA from Cetraspora pellucida, 128 nucleotides. Lineage: Eukaryota; Fungi; Glomeromycota; Glomeromycetes; Diversisporales; Gigasporaceae. The record is from the annotation of a GenBank genome assembly.
GUGAGUUAGAAGGUGGAAGACAUCGUGCGACUGAUUAUGAAAAUGGCAAUGGACCUGAAAGAUCAUUUGUUCGUGAACAAUUAAUGAAAGUUGAUAAGAUCGAAUAUCCACCCAAAUGGGUAUUAUGA